AUGUCCAUGGUUCACUUCCGUGUGUUGUGUCUGUUGGCCAUUGUGUUCUGCUGUCUGGGUGAAGCCCGUACUAAAAGAAGAAGAGCUGAUGAUCCUGAAAAAGAACUGUUUAUUGUUGAAGAAGAGGGGGAUGAAAAAGAAGAGGAUAUUGAGUCCAUGGUUAAUUCAGCAAAUCAAACCGUUCAAAUGGUUAAGGAAGCACAUGCAUUGGCGUUGGAGAGCUUGAAGGAGAGAAAUGGAUGUAUGGAUGCUGCUGAAGCUGCUGGAGAAGCUUCCAAGAAACCAACAGAGUUUGUUGCGCGCAUUAGUGAGCUUAUCACGAAAGUCAAUAAUAACCUAUCUUACAUUCUCAAGGAUGAGGAGAAGGUGGAGGAGAAGGAGAAAUCCGAAGCCCUCAUCAAUCAAGCAGUGGAGGCUGCAAAAACUGCACGUGAAAAGGCUGUAUCAACUAAAAUAAAGGCAAUUGAUACUGCAGUUAAAGGUGUAAUGGCUUUGAACGCAUCAUUAUUGUUUUACAAGAAGUAUGACGAAGAAAAGCAAAAAUAUGAGGGAAAUACAACAGAUCCAAGUUUAAAGCUUAAAUUAUUGCGACUCACAACAAGUGUAGAAAAGGUACUCGGUAAAAUGCAAAAUAUGACAAAAGUCGCUUUGGACGCCAUCGACGACGCAGAUACGGCACGAAGAACGACCCUUGAAGCAGAACAUCAAGCUAAUCUUGCGGAGGGCAGUGCUGAAAAAGUUAGGGCUGUCAUUCAAGAACUCGAGAAAGCAAUUACUACUGCGAAUGAGAAGAGGGAGGAAGAGAAAAGAGAGAGGGAAAGACAAAUUGCAUUGGAAAAGGAAAAGGAGGCACAAAGGCAAAGGGAGGCGGAACAGAAGAGAAUUGAGGCGGAACAAAGGCAGAGGGAGGAGGAACAAAGGCAGAGGGAGGAGGAACAAAGGCAGAAGGAGGCGGAACAAAGGCAGAGGGAGGAGGAGCAAAGACAGAAGGAGGCGGAACAAAGGCAGAGGGAGGAGGAACAGAAGAAAAUUGAGACGAAAAGGAAGGAAAAGGAAGCGAAAGCUGAAGAACAAAAACAAUUGGAAGAACAGCCGAGUGCACAGGGAGAAAGGACAAAGGCAGUAAACGGGCAGAAGUCUGAUAAGGCAAACACAUCAACAAAACAGUUUUCUCCCUCUCCUCGUGACGCUAAUGUUAGUGAAACGUCUGCCAGUGCUCUUCUCAAGAGUGAUGCACUCGCGAAGGCAGUCUAUCAACUGGACGGCAGCAGCAGCCCUGCGUUACUGCGUGUUCCACUCCUGCUGCUGCUGCUGCUCUCUGUGCUGGGCUGCAUGACCGUGUGCUGA
Messenger RNA from Trypanosoma theileri, 1347 nucleotides. RefSeq lists its product as uncharacterized. The coding region runs from base 1 to 1347 and encodes 448 amino acids. The transcript has a single exon. The record is from RefSeq and is a predicted model, not a curated record. NCBI's taxonomy places the organism in Eukaryota, Euglenozoa, Kinetoplastea, Trypanosomatida, Trypanosomatidae.